UUUCCUGAAGCACCAGUGAGGUUUAACACCCGUCCAUCUCUCAUCAGAACAGAGACCCUCCCUCCUUGGAGAAAAACAGAAUACAGAACAGAACCAGCUCGGUCCUCAGACACGUCUUUAUCAAAACAAGAUGAAAAAGUUCCUGUUGUUGCUUCUCUUCUGUCACGUCUCAUCUCCAGUGAAACACUCACUCAAGUUUUUCGUAUCUGGACUUCCAAACUUCCCAGAGCACAUGGCAACUGUAAUGGUGGAUGAAGUUCUGAUCGGUUACUGCGACACCAAGAAAAAGAUACUAGAACCAAGACAGGACUUGGUGAAAACAUUUUUAGAAAACAAUCCUCAGCAGUUGGAGUUUUACACUCAAAGAUGUUUUGAGGUUGAUCCAAACUUCUUCAAAGCCACAAUGGAUAACUUCAAGCAACACUUCAACCAAAGUGGAGGUGUCCACAUUCUCCAGAGGAUGAGUGGCUGUGAGUGGGACGAUGAGACUGGAGAGGUCAAUGGUUUUAAUCAGUAUGGUUAUGAUGGAGAAGACUUCAUAGCAUUGGACCUGAAGACAUCGACAUGGAUCGCUCUGAAACCCCAGGCUGUCAUCAUCAAACAAAGAUGGGAUGCUGAGAAAUCUAGAAUAAAACACAAUGAGAUUUUCCUCACUGAGAGGUAUCCUGAAUGGCUGAAGAUGUAUGUGAACUACAGCAAGAUCUUUCUGCUGAGAAAAGAUCUUCCCUCAGUGUCUCUCCUCCAGAAGUCUCCCUCCUCUCCAGUCAGCUGCCACGCUGCAGGUUUCUACCCUGACAGAGCCAUGAUGUUCUGGAGGAAAGAUGGAGAGGAGCUUCAUGAGGACGUGGACCUCGGAGAGAUCCUCCCCAACCACGAUGGAUCCUUCCAGAUGAGUGUUGACCUGGACCUUUCAUCAGUCCCAGCUGAAGACUGGAGGAGGUACGACUGUGUGUUUCAUCUCUCUGGUGUGGAGGACGACAUCGUCACCAAACUGGACAAAGCAGAGAUCAGGACCAACAGAGGUCUGAAUUUUCACAUGAUUGUCACCAUCACUGCUGCAGUGGUUGUUCUUGUUCUUGUUCUCGUCCUCAUCGCUGCCACUGGAUUCAUCGUUUACAAAAGGAAUAAAGCAGCUCUGAGACUAACUGCACUGACUGAAAGAGGCUUCCUGCAACAACAGUGAAGUAGUUAUAAUUUAUGUGCUUGAUAUUUUAAAUGUUACAUGUAAUAGUUAAAAAAGUCUUAAAUUUCAAAAUUAAGACCUUAAAAGUCUUAAUUUUGCUGAAGUAGGCUAUUGUCUAGGUCUCUUAAUUUUCCUACAUCCAUAUAACUCUAAUGCUCAUUGAAAUGCUCCUGCUGCUCUUUAGAAAAGUUAGUUUUUUUGGUCUGUGGUGUUGUAGUUCUUUUUUUCGCUAGUCCAAGUAUAAUUCACUGUAUUAGGAUUACAAAUGAGACCAACAUGCACUUUAAAUUGCAGCCAAUCAGCUUUCAUGUUAUUGGUGCGAGUCUCUUUCGGAUUUUACCACAGACAAUAAUUCCUGGUGAGCUGGUCUGUUUUUUUGGUCAUGAGCGUUGAUGGUCACGGCACUGGGUUGAAGUCAUAGUUGAAAUACAUCAUGUGGAUGCUGUCCCUAGGUUACUUGCUGCACUCACAGUCCACUCUUUUAAUUUAUUAUUUUUAUUUUAUGUUUCUCACAGCCUAAUGAUGACGUAUUUAUGUUUCAACUCCUCCGACAGCAGCACCUUACUUAAAAAACGAUUUAUACACUUCAGUCAGUGGUGCUUGUGAUAUGUGAGCAAAAAUAAGCUAUAAAAAUGGAUAAAAGACAGUGUAAGGCAGCGCUGAAAAGACAAGAAUUAAAAAAGGGACAAAAGUUUAGGCCAUAUGAUCUAAACUGAGCAACUUUUACAUUAAAACCAGCAGAGUAAAACACCAAAUGAAGAAGAUGAGACGGGUAAACUAAGUUAGUUAGGAACAGUGCGGAUGCUAGUCGUCGUGCAAAAUAUUAUACAAUGUUUCCUGCAAACAACGUUCAUGUUUAUGAAUCAAACUUUUUCCUGUAGCUCCUCAGCAGCAGCCACUAUCAGUUUGCUGCUAACAGUGAAAGAGCCAGUAGUACCAAGCAACAGCCAUGAGCCCAUAACUAUAGGGUGGGCAGGUAGAAUUAAUAUUAAUAAAGAGUAUGGUGUAGACCUGCUCUAUAUGAAAAAAAUGCCCAUAGAUAAUAAUGUCAGAUGAUUCAGCACUACAUUACUGAAACUGACUUGAUUAGAAAGCUUUGUAAAAAGGGGAGAUUUGUGCUGAGAAUUGUGAGAAUUUCUACCAUUAGAUUUAGUGUGAGAAGCAGAGCCAGGCAGUAGUGUGUAAGGGAUAGCUGCUGUCAGUAUGAAAGGCAGAGGGAAGCUGUUGUACCACAGUGUGUGAACAACCAAA
Molecule: messenger RNA, 2434 nt
Organism: Perca flavescens (yellow perch)
Lineage: Eukaryota; Metazoa; Chordata; Actinopteri; Perciformes; Percidae
Product: major histocompatibility complex class I-related gene protein
Exons: 6
Coding region: 131-1183 (350 amino acids)
Biological process (GO): immune response
Cellular component (GO): external side of plasma membrane
Source: RefSeq, a predicted model, not a curated record